This is a messenger RNA of Boeremia exigua, 342 nucleotides long. RefSeq lists its product as uncharacterized. The record is from RefSeq and is a predicted model, not a curated record. The coding region runs from base 1 to 342 and encodes 113 amino acids. The transcript has 2 exons. Lineage: Eukaryota; Fungi; Ascomycota; Dothideomycetes; Pleosporales; Didymellaceae.
AUGAAGUUUUUUAGUGCCUCUGUUAGUCUUUUUGCAGCGGUUGCCCUACGGGAUAGUCCUCUCGUAUCCGCACAUCCUAAAGGCGAGCUAGUCAUCGCUUGUGCCGUUAAUUGCAAGGCAGCUACUGGAGUUCUGGGAGCGGUCAAAGCCCUGGGCGCGCCCGCAACUUCGUUCUGCAGCUCCUUGCUCCAGGUACCCGCUACAAGCACUGUCCAGACUACCAUUACACCACCACCAACCCAAGUAACUGAGACAGCUCAGCCUGUGCUAGUCACUGUCAGCGUGAUCUCGGCAAUAUGUCCGCAGCAGGCGCCGUUAAAAAUUAUUAUAACUAAAUACUAA